Molecule: messenger RNA, 777 nt
Organism: Fragaria vesca subsp. vesca
Lineage: Eukaryota; Viridiplantae; Streptophyta; Magnoliopsida; Rosales; Rosaceae
Exons: 2
Coding region: 1-777 (258 amino acids)
Source: RefSeq, a predicted model, not a curated record
AUGGCGGACCUUUGCAAUUUCGACUAUUUUUGGAAGCAAAAAGUAGAUGCCACAGGAAAGCUGGGAUUGCUCCCGGAACAAAAAAUGACAGGUGCGUUACGAAUGCUUGCAUAUGGUGCAGGGGCUGAUCAAUGUGAUGAAGUCACCAGGAUGGGAGCAUCAACUGCUUUGAAAUGCCUCAAGAAAUUUUGUGCACAAGGGGAGUAUUUGUAUAGGGGUUGGUAUCUUCGAGCUCCUAAUGCCACAGAUCUGCAAAGGUUUCUACACAAAGGACAACAACGUGGUUUUCCCGGCAUAAUUGGGAGCAUUGAUUGCAUGCACUGGAAGUGGAAAAACUGUCCAAAUGGGUGGCCGGAGCUUUCUCAAGCUGUAAAGGGAGCUCAAAAUGACCUUAAUGUUCUCGGAGCAUCCAACGUGUUCGCAAGGGUUAUUAACAGAAGUGCUCCGGAGGUCGCAUAUAAGGUAAAUAAUAGUACAUACUCUGUACCAUACUACCUUGCUAAUGGAAUAUACCCAAGAUGGCAGACAUUUGUCAAAGCAAUAUCCAAACCCAAAGAUGCCAAUGAGGCACACUUUACCAAAAUGCAGGAGUCUUAUCGUAAGGACGUUGAGCGGUGUUUUGGUAUUCUUCAAGUUCGAUGGGCCAUACUCCGUCACGGUGCUAACUUGUUCAAACUAGAAGACCUUCGUACUAUCAUGAUAAGUUGCAUUAUUCUUCAUAACAUGAUUGUGGAAGAUGAGUUUGUCGAAGAAGAAUUUGAGGAGUCUUGUGAAUAG